Molecule: messenger RNA, 2280 nt
Organism: Paramecium tetraurelia
Lineage: Eukaryota; Ciliophora; Oligohymenophorea; Peniculida; Parameciidae
Exons: 4
Cellular component (GO): plasma membrane
Molecular function (GO): calcium-activated cation channel activity; RNA binding
Source: RefSeq, a predicted model, not a curated record
AUGACAUCAGUUGUUCCUUUUGAUCAAGAGGCACAUUAACUUAAUGCAUCCAGUUAGCCUAAUGAGACUAUGAUUGAAGACUAUGAUGAAUUUCGAAGGCCCCCCAUUUUGGAGAUAUGCCUUAAGCAUUAGUCUGCAACUUAAUUUGCUAUAGCAGAUGCUAAAGUUGAUUUAAAUAAAAACAACUUAUGUCCUUGUUGUGGUUAACCAAUCAUUCUUACAUAAUUACCAUUGACAGCAUCUAUCCUGGAUUUCAGUUUCAACGGACCUGGAGUUUCUUUAUAUUUUGAUUUCUUGAUGUUUAGUUCCGUCUUGAUUUCAACGUUUAUAAUAGUUUGUGGAAUAUAUGAUUUAAUAGCAAGUACUUUGGGUGACACAUGCCAUAAAUUGAAUACAAUGGGAGAAUUAGAAUGUGUUGACAAUUUUUAUAGCAAAUUUGCAAAAGCAAAUCAAGACAAUUAACAUCCAGAUAUAGCAGGGAGUGUGUUAAACUUUAUCACAACAUUAAUCUUAAUAAUACUUUUGUUUUUAUAUAGAAAAAGAAUUAAUCUUUUGGCAAACAAAAUUGAUGAAAAAAGUAUAUUGGCAUCAGAUUAUUCCAUAAUUAUUGAAAAUAUCCCCAGAGAUGCAAAGGAAGAAGAGAUUAGACAAUUCUUUAGUAAGAUCAAUAAUGUUGAAUACAAAAUACAAAAGAUUUGUAUGGGAUAUUAGAUCUAAGAGUAUUUGAGAAUUCUGAAAUCAAAGCAAGAGUAAGAGAAGACAUUUACUAAGAUUUUAGAAUGUGAGAGAUUGGGUAAGCCAAUUCCUCCUCGACUACCAAAUAAAGUUGAUUUAACUAAGACUUUAGAUUAGUUAGCAUAUCAAUUGGAUUAAUAUGAGGACAAUUUUUAAAAUUCCUUUUAAUUUAGUGGUGUUGCCAUCAUAUCAUAUAACACCGAGGAUGAAGCUAAUGCUGUUUGCAAGUUUUUCAAGGCCACUAGAUUGCAUCUUAUCCUAUCCUAAGUUUUGAGAGUAAUAGGAAAGAAAGAUAUCAGAAGAUUUGGAGAUAAUGUUAUCCUCGUAUCGAAAGCACCUGAACCAGGAGAUAUUUUAUGGGGAAACUUGGGAGUCACAUUGUUAGAAUAAUACAAAAGAAAAUUAAUAACAAAUUUAGCAACAAUAUUUUUGUUGGGAAUAUGUUUUGGGAUUUUAUUUGGAUUAUCUUAUGGCUAAUUUUCAUUGACUGAUACUGGAAAAGGCGAAUAGUUGAGUUAAGCAGAACUUAUUGCUAUUACAAUUUUGGGAGUGGUUGCUUCAGUUCUGAUUUCUAUUAUAAAUAAUAUAUUGGCAAUUAUUAUUAGAAAAUUUGCAGAAUUAGAAGCUCCAACAACCAAGACUGAAUACGAUAUUAGUGCUGCAAAGAAAUUAGGAUUUGCUCAGUUUCUUAACACUGCCAUAAUAACUUUAAUUGUUAAUUUGGUAAUUGUAAAGGAAGGAGAAAAAUCUUAUUAUGCAGUGAUCAAACAGGGAGGUUUAAAUUAAGAUGUCAUGUUGAUUUUUAUUACUAAUGGAAUCAUGCCAUGGUUAAUGGCUUUGCUGGAUCCAUUUUAUUUGUACAGAUUAUUUAUGAGAUACCAAAUUCAAUUAUAGGGUUAAGCCUGUAAUGUUACUUAAUAAGAAGCAAAUGAGUAUUUUGCUGGUCCUAUGAUUGAUUUAUCGAAAAAGUAUGCGUAAUUGGGAAAAACCUUGUUAUUUACAUUCUUUUACGCAUAUCUACUACCCCUUGGACCUGUCCUUUCAUUGGGUUCCUUAUUGGUGAUAUAUUGGGUGGAAAAAAUAUUAUUACUCAGGAGAGAUUCCAAGCCAGCACCAACAGGGAGUGAGAUGGCAGAAGAGAUGAUAGACUUCUUUGGAGAAUUCACAUUGUUGAUAUAUGCAAUUGGCUGUCUGGUUUGGGAAUCAAUUUUAAAUGAUGCCAUAUUUCCUUUGACAUGGGCUCAAUUUGCUAUAGCUGUUUUGAAUUUCUUGGUGCCAAUAGAUACCAUAUUUGAUUUAUUUUGGAAGACAGAGGACAUUUCUACUCAAGAGUUCUACGAGACCCAAUGCUUUAAGUUUUGGGAUGAUUACGAUAGAAGGAAUCCCAUUACUGCUGAAAAAGCCAUAGAAACCUUUUUGAAAAACACUACAGCAUUGCCUCAGUAACAAGUGGAUGGAAGAGGGAAUAUUGUGUUAAAGAAUUAGGAGUUCAAAAAAUAAGAAAAAAACAAAAAGGCUAAGAAUAAACACAAUAAGGAGGAUUGA